Molecule: messenger RNA, 1203 nt
Organism: Funneliformis geosporum
Lineage: Eukaryota; Fungi; Glomeromycota; Glomeromycetes; Glomerales; Glomeraceae
Source: the annotation of a GenBank genome assembly
AUGGGAAUUUAUAUAAGCAAAUAUGACGUUUCCGAAGUGGGAACUGUUUAUACUGCUAAUUGGAAAAAAGGUCCAAAAGAUUGUUGGGAUGAGACCGAAUCGAAAUAUGUGACGAGAAGAGAAUUAAUUAAAAUAGCUUUACACUCUCUUGGCAGUUCUCCAUCCUUAUUCCUUAAAGAGUUAAAAUUGCAUUAUUUUUCACGUGUUCAUAACGGCCUUAUGAUUCGAUUAUUUGGAGUAACUCGGGAGACCGUAACAGGACACUUUAUGAUGGUAGCAGAAACUAUAGAGUGGGAUUUGAGGCAUUACGUAUCACAUCAUUUUGCUCGUCUCACAUGGUCACGUAAAUUGUCAAUACUUCAUUCAAUUGCUUGCGCUCUUGAACAAUUACAUAAUGGGGAACAAGUUCAUCGUGAUAAAGCAACCAAUGGACAAUUAUUUAAGAAUCAUUUGGAAAUUCCAGUGAAUGAAUUGGGACUUGGGAAGAAUAAGAAUUCAAUUCCGAUAAUAGGAUAUUAUAAAAAUGAUUUAUUACCUUUUAUGGCACCUGAAAUAUUAAGAAACGAAAAGUACACAAAGAAAUCUGAUAUUUACAGUUUUGGAAUCAUCAUGUGGGAACUUUGUACUAAUUCUCAACCAUUUCAUGAUAAACUUCAUAAAUCAAGAUUGAUUAAUUCGAUUGCUUAUAACGAACUUCGUCCUAGUAUUGAAAAUAUCGAUGUUCCUGAUUGUUACAUCGAAUUAAUGAAAAAAUGUUGGUCAUCGGAUCUUUCAAUACGUCCAAACAUCAGAGAAUUAGUAAAUCAAUUAGGUGAAUGGCACAUGUAUAAGAAACAAUCUGAUGAAUUCGAACAAGCUGAACGUAUACGGAUAAGGCGCAUGAAAUCCAAAGGUUUAGAUACAUCUCCAAACAAAUUAUUAAUUCCUCUUCAAAUCCAUCCUCAAGCUAUCUAUACCUCUCGAAAACUUAAAUUUCCUAUCAUACCUUUACACACUCAAAAAAUCCUUCGAAAUAUUACUACUUAUGAAGAUCCAUCUUCCACCAUCGACUUGGCUUCUUUGACCGUUAAGGAUCAAAGUUUCUUUACAAAAAACAAUUUUAUGCAACAACGAAAGCUUGAAGAGGAAGAAAUAGAUGAAGAUUUAGCUAGACAAUAUGAACUUUCUAUUCCUUUUGAAAGGCCUCUUGUAAUCUCUUCAUAG